AUGAAGAAGAGGACGACAUAUCUGGAUUGUGGUGUCUUUGCCAUAUGUUGUUGUGAAUACCCAAAUUUUUCGUGCUGUAUCGACGGCACAACAGGAAAAACACCAAAGAUGCUACAAAGCACAUCAAGUAGCGACACAAGGAAUGAGAGUACACAUACGAUUAUAAUUAAUGAAGGCGAAGAAGAAAGGAAUAUCACGAAGCCUUCUUCUUCCAAAGCAGAUGAACCGCAAUUACGACACGAAGCUGAGGACACUGUAUCAUUAUCGACUUCAAAAGGCCAAGUAAAUCCUCCAGCACCUGAGCGCAAGACAAAAGUUCUAUUUCUUACUGGUACGCGCGGCCUUGCAGCCUUGCUUGUCGUUGUUCAUCAUUCUCAUGACUUCAUGCCACAUAUGCACCUCCAACUUGGGGCAAUUGGUGUCGAUCUAUUCUUCGUGCUCUCUUCCUAUCUCCUCACAUGGAUCCUCAUGCAAAAGAUUCAGACAUUAAUUGCUCAAGGUGCCUCCUAUCGUACAUGGGCAUUGUCAUUAAUUGAUUACUUCCAGCGUCGAUUAUUUCGAGUGUACCCUCUAUUCUUUGUUACUGUUAUCGUCGUAUCAUUCUUGACAGUCAAAGACCAAUCACUUUACUUCUCAGUUGAUCAUCGACGACCUCCUUAUGAUAUUGUCAAGACACUAAUGUUUGACUUUCAGUAUCGCUAUCAUGUGUUUUGGACGCUACCAUUGGAGAUUGCGUAUUAUUUUGUGAUACCCAUCUUUGUCUUCGUCGUCAUCAAACUACGUUGUCUAUGGUGGAUUGCUGGACUUUUGCUCACGGUGUGGAUCGUUAAAGAAGGAAUUUUCACGGGUAGACGCGAUCACCAACCUUUGAAACUUCACAUUUCAACAUUUUUUACAGGAUCAAUGGCAGCUGUUGUUUUCAUUAAAAUGGACUCGUGGAUAAAAAAAACAAGCUUUAUCUUUCGAUGGUGGCACACUCUUUUUCUUCGAACGGUAGAAAGCUUAGCUAUUUUAAUGUUGCUGAGCGUGACAUUUCGAGGACUCGUAUUUACGUGGGUGUUUGAGAAUCCAUUCUCUCACAUUAAAGGAGUUCCAUAUACCAGCGCGUAUUGGGCAAUAAUUAUCUUGAUUGAAAUGAUCAAACCCUCCUAUAUAUCGACAAUGCUCGAGUGGAAUGUGCUUUGUACUUGGGGAAAAUUUAGCUUCUCCAUCUAUUUAAUGCAUUCGUUUGUCGUGUAUAAUCCAGUAUUGAAAGCGCAAACGAAUUAUUUUGAUCGACUCUUUUCCAGACUACUACUCAUAUUUGCACUUUCGGCAACAACGUAUUAUCUUAUCGAGUUUCCGUCGUUGUGGAUGGCCAAGAGAGUGUCUAGAUUGAUUACAAAUGCCGUCAAACGUCACUCGAGCAAAUGGACAAAACUUGCUGGUGUCGAACGAAUAAGAACACAAGAGUGA
This is a messenger RNA of Plasmopara halstedii, 1455 nucleotides long. RefSeq names its product acyltransferase family. The record is from RefSeq and is a predicted model, not a curated record. The transcript is spliced from 3 exons. Gene Ontology annotation, biological process: polysaccharide biosynthetic process. Lineage: Eukaryota; Oomycota; Peronosporomycetes; Peronosporales; Peronosporaceae. Bases 1 to 1455 code for a protein of 484 amino acids. Gene Ontology annotation, cellular component: membrane. Gene Ontology annotation, molecular function: acyltransferase activity, transferring groups other than amino-acyl groups.